This is a messenger RNA of Nicotiana tabacum (common tobacco), 795 nucleotides long. RefSeq names its product small ribosomal subunit protein uS12. Gene Ontology annotation, cellular component: ribosome; small ribosomal subunit. Gene Ontology annotation, molecular function: structural constituent of ribosome. The record is from RefSeq and is a predicted model, not a curated record. NCBI's taxonomy places the organism in Eukaryota, Viridiplantae, Streptophyta, Magnoliopsida, Solanales, Solanaceae. Gene Ontology annotation, biological process: translation.
UUAAAACUCCGUUGGAGAUUUAGGGUUUCGCUCACUUCAGUAGUCUCAGCUUCGCAGCUACUCAGCCCCACCCUCAAUCCUCCCCAGUUGCAGCAGCAAGGCAACUUCGCUCUAUCACCAUGGGGAAGACACGUGGAAUGGGAGCUGGUCGUAAACUGAAGUCCCACCGCAGGAGGCAGCGGUGGGCUGAUAAAUCUUAUAAGAAAUCUCAUCUUGGCAAUGAAUGGAAGAAGCCAUUUGCAGGGUCAUCUCAUGCAAAGGGGAUUGUCCUGGAGAAAAUCGGUAUUGAAGCUAAACAGCCCAACUCUGCCAUUAGAAAGUGUGCUCGAGUUCAGCUGAUUAAGAAUGGGAAGAAGAUAGCUGCUUUUGUUCCCAAUGAUGGUUGUUUGAACUACAUUGAAGAGAAUGACGAGGUGUUGAUUGCUGGAUUUGGUCGUAAGGGACAUGCUGUGGGAGAUAUUCCUGGUGUUAGGUUCAAGGUUGUGAAGGUGUCUGGUGUCUCACUUUUGGCUCUCUUCAAAGAGAAAAAGGAGAAGCCAAGAUCUUAACUACUUCCAGGUUGCAAGAUCUUUUAGUGUGAAUUGUCUCCAAAGAGGAAAAUGGGUAACUAAUCUUUCAUUUUAUGGCACGACCAAGAAAAAAAGAGAGCUUCGCCCGAUUGGCUUGUCAACAUUACACUGGGAAUGUCUCUUCUCUUUUCUGAAGUCUACAACAAACAACUGAGAGAGACAGGAUAUGAACAUUUGAAAAAACUUCAAACAAUUUAUAAUUUGCCCGCUUCUAAUUGCUCGAUAA